AUGAAUAAACUUCUCAAAGGAAGAGUUUUCUUUUCUCAAAAAUCUGCCGAUCUUCCUUACAAACUGAAAGUUUGCAAGGGAGGUAGAAAGGGUGGUGACAGGAGGAAAGCUGUAGCAAAAUCAGUGAAAGUUGGUUUAAGAUUCCCAGUUGGAACAAUGGCUUGCCUUGUUGAACGGGUUGGAUCCGGUGCUCCUGUUUAUCUCGCUGCUUUUCUUGAGUAUCUCGUGUUGCUGACGUUUUGGAAUAAGCUGGGAAAUGCUGCAAAAGAUAACAAGAAGUCAAGAAUCAUUCCAAGGCAUCUGUUGUUGCCGAUGAUGAACGAUCAAGAGUUGCUGGUGUUUCACUAUUGCUAG
Papaver somniferum (opium poppy) is the source of this 354-nucleotide messenger RNA. RefSeq names its product protein H2A.5-like. The record is from RefSeq and is a predicted model, not a curated record. Gene Ontology annotation, molecular function: structural constituent of chromatin; protein heterodimerization activity; DNA binding. Bases 1 to 354 code for a protein of 117 amino acids. Gene Ontology annotation, cellular component: nucleosome. The transcript has 2 exons. NCBI's taxonomy places the organism in Eukaryota, Viridiplantae, Streptophyta, Magnoliopsida, Ranunculales, Papaveraceae.